UGACGACCCUUAUCCCUCUCUCUUCCUCUCUGGUCCAAUGAAUUUCAACGUUCUACACGGAGACUCAUAAGAUGGCGACCGCGGAACCGGAAAUCAAUUUAAAUCCACCCCAACAUGCUGAAGAAGGAGCAGAAGCAGAGACUGGUCAGGAGAUUGUGAGCCCUGAGAGCUACAUCAAACACCCCCUACAGAACAAAUGGUCUCUCUGGUUCUUCAAAAAUGAUAAGACCAAAACAUGGCAGGCAAACCUCCGCCUCAUCUCGAAGUUUGACACGGUUGAAGAUUUCUGGGCUCUGUAUAAUCAUAUUCAGUUGUCAAGCAAUCUGAUAUCUGGAUGCGACUACUCCCUCUUUAAGGAUGGCAUUGAGCCCAUGUGGGAGGAUGAGCGAAACAAGCAAGGAGGGCGUUGGCUGAUCACGCUCAACAAGCAGCAGAGGAGACAAGACCUGGACCGCUUCUGGCUAGAAACACUUCUCUGCCUUGUUGGGGAGGCUUUCGAUGACUAUAGUGACGAAGUGUGUGGCGCAGUAGUCAAUAUUCGCACUAAAGGAGACAAAAUCGCCAUCUGGACAGCAGACUUUGACAACAGGGAAGCCGUAACACACAUAGGGAGAGUCUAUAAGGAGCGCUUGGGAAUCCCCAUGAAGAUGACCAUUGGCUACCAGUCCCACUCUGACACCUCCACAAAGAGCGGCUCCACCACCAAAAACAAGUUUGUUGUCUGAAAAUGAACCGUGUGCCUUGUUUUGUUUUGUCUACUUUUCAUUGUGAGUAGGUUUUGUUUACUUAACUGCAAUGGCUGCGUGACGAAAUCUGGGAAAAACUCAUGACUAUAUACCAAAGCUUCGACAGAAACAGCCCUAGACCUGUGAACACAGGAAAAACGUUAUUAACAGGACACACUACUUUCUCUGGAACCCCCCCCACACACACACACCUGCCAAUGCUAUUAAUCCACAUGUCAUAGCCACACAGGUGAACAUGCAAACCUCAAAAUGCAAAUGAAGACUGUUCAUAGUAGGAAAUGUAAGAUGUUCUGAGUGCUCUUAUAAAGAAAAUUAUUUUGUUGAUUUAUUUAAUGGCAGGGAAUUCAUUUGAAAUACAAAAAUAAAACGAAAACAUUUCUCAGUGCCCUUGUAUACAGCAUUGUAAUUGCUGUAAUCAUUAAUGAUGUUACACUUUUUUAAUUUAUUAUACCAAUUAGCUUUUUAGCAAUUUUUUUUACUUGUUCUGUGCUAUAGCCUUAAAGGUGAUUUGUUUUUUGUAAUACGUUUUUUUUGCAACCAGAUCUCUUUAAAAAAAAAUGCUAAAUGACAUGUUAUAGAAUAUCCUUUUUUGUGAUUUCACUUGUUUUUGAGAAACUUACCCCAACCAGAAAAUCACUUCUUCAUCCUUGUUGUGUAGUUUAGGGGCCCUUCUAUAACAUGCCAUUUACAUCAAAAAUAGGGAUUUGGUUGUAAAAAAAAAAAAAAAAAAAGACUUCUCCUUUAAACCUCAAGCGCAUGUAAUCAAGCCUUUCUGAUAAUUUCAUGACUCAAUUAGUCUUUGUUAACUACAUGAUUAAAACUUUGGUUUUGCAAUUCGGUAGAAGCUGUUUUUAUAUUAUGGAAUACUUUUUGCAACUUGUAAUUUGUACAGUCCUUGUUAGAAAUGGUUUGAUAUUUGACUUACAGUGAUGCUGUAUUGCAAUAUAUACAUUUCUUAGUGAUUUGGUUUCUGCCUGCAAUGGAAACACAGCACUAAUGAGUAAAUAAAGUUUUUCUGUGACUUCAGAUCAUUUUUAAUUAUAUAAUAUCAUAUAGUAUAUGCCAUUGCCAUAGCUAGUUGAUCUGCCCCUGUCACCCCUAGAGACUUAUUGUAGAGCUGAACAAUGUAUAUAGCAAUAUUAUAGUCGUUACACCUACAGUAUAUCUCCUGUUGUAUCAUUUCAUGAAAGCCUACAACAAUGGCAACCCAUGACAAUGUCAUGACACCAAAUUAGAGCGCUCAAAUACUUACCAUUUCAUGGCUCAUGAAAGUAUGAGUUGCCAUUAUGCCAGGCAUGUUUCAUUAUUUUGGCCAAACACAAGUGCUACCAGUUACUUUCAUAACUGCUGUUCAACAUUCAUACAUUAUGAAAUGCAUUUGUGUAUUUUAUUCCCAAUUCAUAAAUAAACUGAGCUUUGCACUUCA
Molecule: messenger RNA, 2172 nt
Organism: Salvelinus namaycush (lake trout)
Lineage: Eukaryota; Metazoa; Chordata; Actinopteri; Salmoniformes; Salmonidae
Product: eukaryotic translation initiation factor 4E-like
Exons: 7
Coding region: 72-725 (217 amino acids)
Biological process (GO): translational initiation
Cellular component (GO): eukaryotic translation initiation factor 4F complex; cytoplasm
Molecular function (GO): RNA 7-methylguanosine cap binding; translation initiation factor activity
Source: RefSeq, a predicted model, not a curated record